Messenger RNA from Pimephales promelas (fathead minnow), 4304 nucleotides. It is a transcript of the gene naa25, whose product is annotated as N-alpha-acetyltransferase 25, NatB auxiliary subunit. Gene Ontology annotation, biological process: N-terminal peptidyl-methionine acetylation. The record is from RefSeq and is a predicted model, not a curated record. NCBI's taxonomy places the organism in Eukaryota, Metazoa, Chordata, Actinopteri, Cypriniformes, Leuciscidae. Gene Ontology annotation, cellular component: NatB complex; cytoplasm. Gene Ontology annotation, molecular function: protein binding.
UCUGCGCAUGCGCACAAAUUAAUCCUGCUCAGCUCCAUCAUGGCGGCUAGGGGCCAUGUGCAAGACCCCAACGACAGAAGACUGCGACCCAUUUACGAUUACCUGGACAAUGGCAAUAACAAGAUGGCAAUCCAGCAGGCUGACAAACUGCUUAAGAAGCACAAGGAUCUUCACUGUGCAAAGGUCUUGAAGGCGAUUGGUCUGCAGCGCACCGGCAGACAGGAAGAAGCCUUCACGCUGGCACAGGAAGUGGCCGUUCUCGAACCAACAGAUGACAACUCUCUGCAGGCACUGACAAUCCUCUACAGAGAAAUGCACAGGCCCGAAUUAGUGACCAAGCUUUAUGAAGCCGCAGUCCGGAAAGUUCCAACAAGCGAGGAGUACCACUCUCACCUCUUCAUGGCCUACGCUCGGGUCGGAGAGUACAAGAAAAUGCAACAGGCUGGAAUGGCUCUGUAUAAAAUUGUCCCCAAAAACCCAUAUUACUUCUGGUCGGUUAUGAGCUUGGUGAUGCAGGCCAUCUCGGCACAAGACGAAAAGCUCUCUCACACCAUGUUCCUGCCAUUAGCUGAGCGUAUGGUGGAGAAAAUGGUUAAGGAGGAGAAAAUAGAGGCAGAAGCAGAGGUCCAGCUGUACUUCAUGAUCCUGGAGCGUUUGGGGAAAUAUGUGGAGGCGCUGGAGGUGGUUCAGGGGCCGCUCGGAGAGAAGCUGACCAGUGAACUGCAGAGCCGUGAGAACAAAUGCAUGAUGCUGUAUCGCCGUCUGGAGCGCUGGGCCGAGUGCAACUCGCUGUCCUGCAAACUGCUCCUGAAGAACCCUGAUGACUGGCAAUUCUACUUGCUAUAUUUUGACUCUUUGUUCCACCUCAUUGAUCAGAGCUGGACGCCUCCACAGGAAGGAGCUCAUUCUUCAGAAGGCGAGGUGCACUCCUCCGUGGCUCAGUCCGUCUGCUUCAUGAAGGAGCGACUGGCCACAGAAGAUGCCAAGGAGUCGAAGCACCUGAGAGGACCGUACCUGGCCUGUCUGGAGCUCAUCAGACGGCUCAGAGAGCGGAGCUGUCCUGAAGUGCAACAGCUAGGUGAACCUCUAGAGCUCAUGUUCCAGUUCUUUGUGAAGUUUGGAGACAAGCCAAGUUGCAUCACAGACCUUAAGAUCUUUCUGGACCUUCUCGCUCCUGACCAACAUGUGCAGUUCAUCAACAGGCUGAUGGAGGCCGUGCCGCUGCUCGCUCCAGGAGAGGACGGGUUCGCGCUCCCGGGAGACACUCGGGCUCUGCAGAGACAUCUGUGUGUGACGCAGCUCAGCCGCUGUCUGGGUCUCCAGCAUGCGCUCAACACCGAGGGCAAACUGGGCCUCAUCAAAGAACUGAAGGCGCAUUACCGGCACGGCUUACAGUUCGGCAAGUCGUGUUUAAAAACAGAGCUCCAGUUCUCGGAUAUGUACUGUCUCAUGGCGGCUCAUGUCUAUAUAGACCUGUGGUUGGAGACGGGCGAUCAGAACAUGUUGUGGCAGUCUAUGGGGAUGUUAGAAGAAGGUCUCUCCCACAGUUCCUCCAAUGCUCAGUUCAAACUGCUGCUUUUGCUUCUGCACUGCCGUCUGGGGGCUUUUGAGCCGGUGGUAGAUCUUUACUCCAGCCUGGAUGCCAAACACGUCCAGCACGACACCAUAGGGUAUUUAUUGACCCGCUAUGCAGAGUCUUUGGGCCAGUUUGCUGCUGCUUCCCAGUCUUGUAACUUCUCCCUCAGGUUUUUUCACUCAAACCAGAAAGAUACCUCAGAAUACAUUAUUCAAGCAUAUAAAUAUGGUGCUUUUGAGAAAAUCCCAGAGUUCAUCGCCUUCAGGAACCGACUCAAUCAUUCGCUGCACUUUGCCCAGGUGCGCACCGAGAGGAUGCUGCUCGACCUCUUCCUGGAAGCCGACAUAUCAUCUCCUCUAGAGGAGAGCGUGAAAUCAAUGUCUCUGUGUCCGGAAGAGGACGACAUCCCGUGGGACAACUUAAGGGACAACCGUGACCUGACUGUUCUCGUCGCCUGGAACCCUAAAGACCGGCAGCUGAAUGAGGAGCACAAGCAGCGCUCUCUCGAGGAUGAGACCCUGUGGCUGAGGUUGCGGUCUCUCACUCUGCGUCUGAUUGGCUGCGUCUCCACGAUGUCGCACCCGCCGGCACCGCGUAACUCGGAGAAGACGACUGAAAACGGAGUGGCAGCCAAACCAUCUUUCCUACAGUCACUGCUCUCUCAGCUUGAAAACACGCUAAACCAGGCCACACAGUUCACGGAAAAACAGCUACAGCACCAGUACCCGUUUCUGGGGCCCGUGUCGUCUCGGCUGGCUCAGGCUCUCUCCAGCGGUUGCUGUCAGUGUCAGCUCUCGUCCCUACAGCUCCCUCUACACCUCCAGGAGCUCGAGAACGCCGGUCUGGAUGACUCAACAGAGCUUCAGACACAAAUAUCAAAUCUUUUCAAGUCUUUAGCAGUACAACUUCAAGAUAUGUUGGAAAAAUGUAAAGGUGAUCUAUUAGAAGUUAAAGAUGCUCAAACCAAGACGCAACCCUUUUUACUGGAGAAUCUAGUCUACUUUGUUGAAACCGUUUGUAUCGUCAUAUGGGUGUCUCAUUACUGUGGAAGCGUCCUCCGGCCCUUAAAGUCUAGUUUACAGAAGAAGAAGAAAAAGAAAAAAGAAGCCAGCGCUGUAACGCCGGCAGUGAUCUCGGCCUUCCAGGAUUUCAGCGGCAGCUUGCAGAGCCUUCUGAACCAGGCCCUGGAGCUCAUCAAGAGCCAGGAGAUCAGCCUGACGGCCCUGAAGCUGGGAGCCCUCAGUCUCCAGGGACAAACUCAGUCUGAGGCGGAAGGGACCUUCACGAAGAGCGCCAUGGAUAAGGUGCAGAGCAGCUACCUGCGAUCGCUGCAGGAGAUCGGGGAACUGUUGAAGAAGAGAGUGGACACAUUAAAAUCCCUCAAAAUCUGAGCGCUCCAUCGAUCCACCAUCCGAUCCGGUCCCUGACCCGCACGGCUCCACGCGACGGCGUCCUCGGUCCCCAACUCAGUCUGUGAACUCAGCUGGUCGAGAUCUCCCUCUCCUCCUAUUUAUCCGUCUCUUUACUCACGUUCAGAUACAGGCACACUGUAAAGUUCAACAACGGCUUCAGCACAAGCAUCUACGGUGCGCCCAGCGGCACUUUUAAAUGGAAACGUAACUUGAUAUCCCUAGCAAAACUACAUAGGCAAAUGAAUAAGCAAUUUUAGAAGCACUGCUAUAAAUUAUUGUACAUAGUGUGAAGAUAACGAAUAUCAACGAGAACUCCUUGGCGAAUUAAAGUGAACUGCUUUGUCCUUUUGUCAAUGUCUUGCGUUAUUGUCUCUCUCACUUCCCAGUCCUAGACCGUAAGAAGCCAACUUCCAGACUGACGCACCGCGUUUAUGUAGCCGAUCGCGACGCACGACCAGCCGAGAGCUAAACUGGUCCCGAGGAGAUUUCGGUGGGGUGGUGGUGCGAGUAUCCGGAUGCUUUGGGUGCUUCUAUUAUGAUGUUUCUUUAUAUAUUCCAAAUGACUUUACUUGAGCCACAAGCGUUCGAAAUGUAGCUUUCCCGGCGGUUUGUUCGAAAUCGUUACCGUACGGUAAUGAAUACGUCAACGUAGCAUUGAAUGCUACUUGAACGACAUGGUGGGGUUUGGGAAAGUUUGUGUACUUUGGUUAAAAAAAUGAUUGAUGAUGAGAAACAGUUAUUCAAUAAUGUUUCAAAAUUAAUUUUCAUGCUUGUGUCUUUGGUUGGGCCGAAUUGUUUACUUUGAACUCUAAAAAAUUGUUGAUUGCACUGAUGUCCCUUCAAUGAUGAGGUUUUAUUGUUGCAUACCAAAAACGUCUAAAUUAGCCUUGCGUUACCGUCGCAGUAGAGACUAAGGUAGGUUUUUAUAUGACUGAUUUGUUGGUGUCUACCGGGAAGUGCAACUUGUUUACAAUGUUUCUGAGCGCCAUUAUGAAUCAUGUUUAUAGCGUGUUAUACGGUGUGCUGCAAUCUACGAGCUUUCACUGCUUUAUACCUCCUCGGGGAGGGAGGGAGGGAUGAUACUUUUCUCUUUUGUCAAGCUUUUUUAUUUUAAUCCAACUCAACGGGUUACAGGACAAGUUGUGCAGCGAGCGGCUCUUUCCAUCGCUCCGGGACUGAAGGGCUCAUUUCGCGUCCUCGCGGCCUCAAAGUACGAGGACGACAAGCGCUUCUGGACCGAGGAGGUCGGUUCGAGAAGUCAAGAGGUGGUUGGAAGCGUGUCGGCUGAUAAUCUUUUGUUAGGGAAUUUGAGGAAA